Messenger RNA from Porites lobata, 424 nucleotides. Lineage: Eukaryota; Metazoa; Cnidaria; Anthozoa; Scleractinia; Poritidae. The record is from the annotation of a GenBank genome assembly.
AUGUUUGUCACAGAAUAUCACUGGGGAGUUCUUGUAGACCAGGGGUCAAAUGGAGACUUGUUUUAUGAAAAAGUGAAUUUUACAGAAAAUUUCUGGUCUCCUGUCCUAGUGAAACUUUAACAGAUGUCCUUUUAAGGCGACACAUAUGUUUAAAGGUGCAACACAAAGAAAAUGAAAUUAUUCAGCUCAACAAAACCACAAAUAUUACUUACAGUUGUACCGGCAAAUGUUUGUCACAGAAAAUCACUGGGGAAUUCUUGUAACCCAGGGGACAAAUGGAGUUUUGUUUUAUGAAAAAGUGAUUUUUACAGAAAAAUUCUGGUCUCCUGUACUUAAAAAACUUGAAUCUUUUUUUGACACAUUCCUUGUUUAUGAACUUGCUUAUCCAAGGGUUCAACAUGGACUAGAACGCAUAGUGUUCUAG